AUGAUAAGUGAGUCUAAACUCGAAUCUAUUCUCUCUCUGCUCAGGCGAUUCAAGCCAUUCAUCAAGCAAACAAAAAACGAUCCUAGUAUUGAGGAAAUUUACAAUAAAUUUUCACUCCCUCCAAUCUUUCGCGAAGAUAUUCAAGAAUUAGAACAGUACUCAGACAUAAAUUUGAUUAAAAGGCUUUUAACAAAGCGAAGUUUGUACUAUAAUCGAUUUUUCAUCAGCGAAAUCACAAAAUUAGAUUUAAUGCCAGAUCAAUUAGUUCAACUUCCUAAAAUCUCAGUACUAAUAGCGAUGCAUUCGAUCAUGUUUAUCUAUGCUAGCGACUUAAAUCAAAUACAAGAUCAAUACGAAAUGCUUUUAGAACUAAAUUUUCGAUUGAAAAAAUUUUUGACAAAAAUUGAAUACGAAUUUCUCGUUUUCGGAAUCACAGAAGUGUUUGCUAGAUUCAGCAGGAGAUUGUUCCCAACAGACUACAUCGGUCCUAUCUUUGACAGAGUUUCUUUAUACGGUUUUAACGCAGCAACUGAAGUUUUACUUAAUCUCAUUAAUUUAUCAAAAAGUGACAUCAAAAAUGAAGAAAUCUUCCUUCAAAACUUUCUUCUUGCAAGCAUCAGCAACAACUCAGACGAUAUUGCUAAAGAAGACUUCUCAAGAAUCUCCAAAUACAUCGAAUACUACUUGAAAGAUUUGACAACAGAAUCUUUGAAUUUUCUGACAACUCUAUCGUCAUUUAAAGUUGAUGAAAACCUCGAGAACUUGUUUAUUAAACUACCAAUUUACAUGCAGACGAAACUUGAUGAUUCCAAGAAAAUCGAUGUCUGGAAGAUAAAAACAAACAAUUUAAGUGAUGCUGACAAUUCAAAACCAGGAAUGCAACUAGAAAUGUCUUUAUUUGAUACAUCAAACCUUCCAACAAAACUUACACCAUCUUCCAGUGAAGAGUUUGAGUUAAAUUUUGAUUUCGAGAACAUAAUAACACAACGAGAUUUAAGUUUGAUAUCAAAGAUCACUUCAACAUUGAUGUGUUGUCUCCAUGAAUAUACAAAUGACUUUUUCAUUGCUUUUUCUGGUUGUUUUAUUCAACCUUCUGAAUUCGAAAUAUAUUAUUACGUUAUUUAUCUUUACAUUUUGUCGAAAGUUCAGAACGUUGCUCCUAAUAAUCGUAUUGUUCAAUCACUCCUAACAAAAAAAGUUUGGACACCUGGUAUAAGUAUUUACAAUAAAAGUGACACAAACUUUUCAAUUGUCACUUUUUUGAGACAAAGUGUUUUACAAGUAAUAUCAACUAAUUUCCCGAAACUCAUAAAAGAUCUACUGAUAUCGUUGAAACAGAAUCCAUUUUUAUUUGCUGAAACACUUGGUCGAAUUCAUGCAAAACUUUCAAGAUUUGAUUUAUUGACAUUAUGUGAUGAAAUGACAUUGAGUUGUAUAAUUGAAGUUUUAUCGAAUCUCACGAAAAUGCUGGUAGACAGAAAAGAUAUUGAAUGUACAAUACACGAGGCGAGAUCAACAAUUAUUAUCUUUAUUUUCGCAAUGUUAGAUAAUCAGACGAUAGCUUUACAUUGUUUCACUUCACAUGUAUUUUUAAUUGGUUUUCUUUCUCGAAUUACAGAGAUUUCUAUUCAAGCAUCUUUAGUUAUAUCUUUAAGACAGUUUUUGUCAAAUUUUGCUGAUGAAAACAUUUCACUUUUACAACCUGUUUCAGAAUUUAUUUGUGGAAUUAUUGAUAAAAACAGAAUGUUACAAACAGAAGAUGAUAGAUUGACAUUGGAUUUGUUGAAGUCGAUUAAUGAAUCAAUAACUCAUUCCAAGUUUAUAACUACAGUGUUUAGAGAUAUUCCUCAAUACGCUCUGAAUUAUUUGAUAACGAAACCAUCUGUUGAAUUGUUAAAUGUCAUUUUAUCUUUGUAUCAAUUGAUGCUUACAAAUUUGAAUGACUUUUCUUUUGAUUUAGAUACAAUUCACAAAUUAUCAGAUGUCAUCAAGAAAAUUGGUAUUAAAAAUGACAGCCAAACAAUGCCACUUUUACAGAACAUGAUGGCGAAAUCUAAAUCUAGAAAUGCAGAUGUUCUUUUCAUUAUUCAUGAACCUUCUGUUAUUUUGUUGAUUUUCUCAAUAAUUUCUUCAAAAAGUGAACUGGAAAAAAUGUUAUCUUUCUUUUUACAGCUUUGUAAGUUUUGUAUAUACAAUUGCCAGAUGUGCCACAAAGGCGCAUUAGAUAAAUUACUUCUAACUUAUUUGAAGAAUUUGUCAAAACCGUUUGUUUUCAGAGGAUUUACAUUUGAAUUUGAUGUUUCCGAAGAAACAGUGAAAGAAACAAUUUUCCCAUUGAUUAAUAUAUUAUUUGUUACUUCUUCUAAUGUACAAAUACCAAGUUAUGCAAUAGAUAUAUUAGUUCCCGAUUCACAAAACAAAUUUUGUAAAUAUUCACAAGAAGUUUUGAGUUUAUUACACAGCGCAUUAAGUGUCAUUUCUUCUGAACCAAAAAUUGAUUUCAUGUGUGGAAAUCCAAGCCAAAACGUUAUCUACAAUGAUUUCAAGAUGAUGGACAUUGCUGAUGGAUUCACAUUUAAAUUCAAGAUCAGAUAUGAUAGUCCUUUAAGUGUUAUUUCAAAUUCUCGUCCUUUGAUUUUUUCAAUUUCUGACAAUGAAGAAAUUAAUUUCCAAGUUUUUAUAAGAGGUGAUUCUUUGAUGUGCAGAACAUAUUUGUACAAAUCAAAGUCAUCGUCAAUUGCAACAUUAAGUUCUUCUUUAAGUCACGAGAGAUGGCAUAAAAUAGCUUGUAAUGUUACGUUUUUGGAAGGAAACAUUGUAAAUUUAAGUAUAAUUAUUGACAACAAAAAAGUGAAAUAUUACAAUAUCAAUUUUCCAAAUUAUAUUUCUAAUGAUUUGAUGUUAGAAUUGGGAGGAUUUUGUGAUGAAUCAUUCGACCAAAAUGAAAUAGAAAAUGAUUUCUUCUGCGCUAUUUCAAAACUCAAAAUUUAUGGCUGCAUUAUUAAUUUGGAUCAAAAUUUCAGAGAAUACAAAGAUAAAAUAAUUUUCUCAAAAGAAAAAUUUGACAAAUGUGAAGUGACUUUGAACGGAAUGUCUUUUCCUAAGACAAUUUAUGAUUCUUUCCUUUAUUGUGGAAAUAUUUCUUUGUUCAUUCCUCUUUUUAAGUUCAUCAAUACGAUGCCAAUUCACUUUUUAGAAGUUUUGAUUGAAAUUUUGACACUUUUAGUUUGUCAUUCAGUAGAAAAUGAAAAAUCAUUCAUGAAAUACAUUCCUUUGAUUGCGAAUUAUCUUUAUGAAUCGGAUUUAUCUUAUACUAUAUUUUACAAAUUGACUUUGUUCUUUUCAAGUUUGAAUUAUCCAGAAAUGAUUGAAAAAUUUUUAGAAGAAAUAAUUUUCAAUUUCGAAAUUUGGUCAAAAAUUGAUGCCCAAAGUUUACAAAAAAUUGUUUCAUAUUGGAGCUCAUUAGUUGAUUAUCAGAAGAUCAUUAACAUCUCUAAUUUGAUUCCUAAGAUGAGAAUCUACUUCUAUUACGAACCAAUUGAAUCAGAAUUAAUUUUCAAACAAAGAGAUCCGAAUUUAGAUGUUGAAUUUUGCCGAAUGAAACUGAAUUCAUUGAUAUUGAACUUGAACUUCACUGAAAAGGAUUAUUUGUUGAUAAUAUCUCAUUGUACAGUUUGCAAAGACAAAACACAAGUCUUAGAUCUCUUGAAACUCUUGUUGAAUCUAACAAGAAAGAAUCAAAUUCAAAUUCCAAAUGAUUUUUGUCACUUUUUAUUUUUAGUUUUGAAGCCGAAUAACGACAAAAGAUUUUUACUCAUUGUCAAGUUAAUGUGCGAAAUAGGUGGCGAAAAAACAAUGGAAUACUUGAGAUUUAUAACAAUGAAUGUCACUUUUGAAGGUUUUGCCAAUAAAACCGUUUUUUCAAAACUUCUGAAGAAAUUAACGAGAUAUCCAAGUUUAAUUGUUCUUUUGAGUUGGAUGUCAAGUUAUUUAGGUGAAGAAGAGAUGUCAGAAUUCGCAAAUACAUUAAUAUCAAUUGAUCAAGUUAAUUUUACUGACAAAUUCUGGUUUUUACCAUUAUUAUUAGUAUAUUUCACGACAAAUGAUACAACAACUCGUGGAUCAAUUUAUGUUUAUUUGACUUUGCAGUUCAAGAAAGAAGAUGAAGACUCUGAAGGCUUUUUAACAUUGUUAUAUACUAUUUUAUUGAUUUGUUAUAUUGGAAAUUAUAAUAUUGAUUUGUACUUGAAACAAUUUUUGGUUGAUGUUAAUGAUAUCGAUGACAAAUUAGCUUGUGUGUUUUUGUUUGUUAUUUUAUAUCAUCCGAAUAUUAAUUGUUUCACGAAUUACAUGCAAUUGAUCUUUGAUUUCUCCAGUUUUAAUACUGAGAAAAGAGAAACAAAAACAGAAGAAUUUGGAAAACCGAAUUUCACUGAUUUCAUUUCAAUGAAAGAGUUUCUCAAUGAACCAAUAAAAUCUCCACAAUUUAUGUUGAGAUUGACAAGAGAAUUGAACUUUUUGAACAAAGAUUUAGUUCUUAAAAUUAUAGAGAAACAAACAGACAACAAAUUAAUGGAUCUUUGGUUGGAUUUCCUCACGAAAUUACUCAACAAAGAAGAAGAUCAAAAGAUGAACUUAAAAAUUCUAGAAACAGGUGAUGAUUUCCUUCAAAGUUUGAAAAAUACUGCUUUAGAUAACAUGGUUUUUGUUAAGAAUUCUCUUUUGGAUUAUUUAGAUUUGAACUAUGACAUUGAUCCAACGUUGAUAUCGGUACAAUCAACAAACAUUUCAAGGAUAAAUCAUAAUAAACAACAAGUGAAAUGUUGUGGCCAAAAAAUCGAAAGAAACUUAAUCAAAAAAUUCCAAAAUGGUUUCUCAAUUUGGAAUAAUUUCUGUCAUAAUAAGAUCGUACAAAAGAGAUCAAAUACAAUGUCAAAAUUCUUGACAUUUCCUUACUUCACAAAAACUCUUUCUUUCGAAAAUAAACUUGAAAAUGAAUUUUCUGAAGAAAAAGUGCCACUUUACAAAGCCGAUUGCAAACAGAUCAAGAUUUCUGGUGUGAAACCAGCCAAAUUAUUGAUAUACAAGGAUUCUGUUCAAAUCGUGAAAAUGACAUCGGUUAAAACAAUAAAAAUGUCAAAAAUCAUUUUUGUUUUGCCGCGAAAAAGAUUUUUGCAACCGAAUUCGAUUGAAAUUUUCACGAAAAAUCAAAGUUAUCUUUUAGAUUUUUCGCCACAGACGAACGAGAAUGUUUUGAAAGAACUCAAAGGAAAGAACAAAGGAGAAAUCAAGAAAUACACGAAACAGUGGAUUUCAAACAAUUUGAGCACUUAUGAAUACCUGAUUUACAUAAAUUUGUUUGCAGGAAGAUCUUUCAAUGAUUUCCAGAUUUACCCUAUUUUCCCAUGGUUUUUCCAUAAGGACCAAAAGAGAGAUUUCUCUAAUGAAUCUCUAACAGAUUUCAUUGCUUCAGAUAGAGCUGUUUUACCCCCAUUUUGUGUCAAAAAAUUGUUGACAAAGAAUUUGACAAAAAGUGACAUAAAUGAUGUGAUUUUAUUUCCUGAUUCCAUUUCUGAGUUAAUUCCAGAAUAUUUCCUUUGUCCUGACGUCAUUCCUGACUUUGAAGGCAAAAUAGAUUACGUUCUCAAAAACAUUUCUUCUCUUGAAGAUGAAGAGAAAAUUGUAAAUUGGAUUGACAACGUUUUCGGAUGUGAAAUGUCCAAAAAAUAUGGAAUUCUCUUCCAGGAACAAGUUUUCUCGAAACUUGACAAUCUGGAAAUGAUUAAUGAUGGCCUGAGACAAGGUGGACAGAUGCCAAUCCAGUUAUUCAAAGAAAAACAUCCGUUACGCGAUGUCAAAACCGUCAAAGUCAAAAAUUUGGAAGUUUACAAUUUCGGGACUUCUUUUGACUCAAUUUUCCUUGAAAAAAUGGAUGAAAACAAGAUAAGUUUCGUCUGUGUCAAAAACACAGAAAUGUCAAAAGCAACCGUUAACGUAUCUAACAGUAACGUUUCCUUUGAAAAAUACCAAUUUGCAGAAUUGAUAAAUUUGACCAAAAACGACAGAAUUUAUCAAAUUGACGAUGGCAUUUCUAUUUUCCGGAAUCAGCAACAGUCUCUUUACAUAUUGGACAGCACAGGAAACAGAGAAUGGAAAUAUAUUUUCAAUCCUUCUUUCGUAGAAAAUGAAAUAAUUUGUUCAAACAACGGAUUGUUGUAUAUCAAAGGCAGAUUCACUGUUUGUUUUGCUGAUGAGUUGCAGGCAUUCUGUUACAGCAAAAUACACAAAUUAUUGAUUGUUGGCACUUUGGACAAUUUCAUUAUUUGUUACAAACAAAAUGGAACUGUUUUGUUCUCAUUGAAAAUUGAUGAUUUCGUUGCAACAAAAAUUGCGAUUUCUGAUAUUUUUGGUUUCGUUUUUUGUUCGAAUUCUGAAGAGAUUGUUUUCAUUAGUCCCAGUGGAAACUUGAUACACAGAAUGAAGAUUAAUAUCCAGAUACAAGAGUUGGCUUGCGUUUCCACGAAAGGAAGAGAUUUCGUUGUUUCUAUUGACAACAAAGGAUUUCUCAGAAAAAUUAAUUAUUCUGACAAUUUGAUUGAGAUUUGCCAGACUUCUUUCAACUUUAGAGGCCCAAUUAAGUCUUGUCUUGCAAGGAAAGACUUCUUAAUAGCUCUCACAGAUUCUUCUGCUGUUUUUAUUCCAGCAGAAUUCUUUAUGUAA
This is a messenger RNA of Trichomonas vaginalis G3, 6720 nucleotides long. RefSeq names its product aggrephagy protein. The transcript has a single exon. NCBI's taxonomy places the organism in Eukaryota, Parabasalia, Trichomonadida, Trichomonadidae. Bases 1 to 6720 code for a protein of 2239 amino acids. The record is from RefSeq and is a predicted model, not a curated record.